This is a messenger RNA of Trypanosoma conorhini, 1341 nucleotides long. RefSeq lists its product as uncharacterized. The transcript has a single exon. The record is from RefSeq and is a predicted model, not a curated record. NCBI's taxonomy places the organism in Eukaryota, Euglenozoa, Kinetoplastea, Trypanosomatida, Trypanosomatidae. The coding region runs from base 1 to 1341 and encodes 446 amino acids.
AUGCGCACAGUCGUGGAGGCGUAUUUACCGACAACUUGUGAGGGGCUUUGGUCUUCCCCGUCCAUGACGUGGCAACCUUGCCCAGCUGAGGAAAGCUACGCGGCGGAUGCAAUGCGCUCCCUUGAGUUGGCAGUGUGUGCCUUCUUGCAUUCUCUCAAUGUCUUGGCUGACCCCGUUCUCCAUCAGUUGCCUCCGGAUGACGCCGUCGUCCCGAAUGCCCUCAACGCACCCUUUCUUCCCCCACAACGAAAACUGUGGCGUGUGCGAACCGAGCGAUUUCCUGCAUUGUAUGUUCCAGCGGUGUUUCCAUUCCUCACAAACGGCACAGCAUUGUGCGAUGUGGUGGAGAAGGUCACGCAUCGCCGACUUUCCGUUUACCGGAACCCGCGGGUGAAAUCCAAUUGUAUGGAAAACAUUCAGGCCGCGUUUACGGAGCUGCAAACGUCUUGCCCCGUGAAGAUGAGUCCGUUUUUUCUUGACGCGCCUGAACGUGUAUUUUAUGGUGACCGACGAUUCAUCUUGCUGCUCCUAGAGGAUGUCAUGCGAAUGGCCAACGACGUUCCUCCACGGCGGCGCCCUCCCUGCCCCGGCGACACGCCGUACCUUGGAGGACAACACCCCGCUCCGGCUCCACGUGCCCCAACGAUUCAGGCGUCGGGGCCGGCGUUUGCGGCGUCGCUGCCCGAGGUGCAGAAGCAUCAACGCCUGGGCGAGUCGGCGGCGCGGCGCUCUGCAAGGGUCAGUGGGGACGAGGCAGGUUCACGGGGCUCUGACAAGGCAACCCCGCGUUGCCACAUCGCCUCACCGCUUUGGGAGCGCCGGGGAGUUGUGGGCUCGACUCUGACUAAGCGAACAUCCCCCUCCCCUGCGCCGGUGGCUGAGGCGAAUGUCACGGAGAGUAGGUUGAAUGCUCCAGUUGCUACUCUGAGAGGCGUAGAGUACACGGAGGAGGAGGUGGCGUCGAUGCGACGGUGGCUUAUUGAGGUUCUUGGCUCGGACUUUCACUACACCGCCGCGGAUCAUUCCUUCUCCGUCUCGUCUCGUGAACUCCAGCUGAGCGGCAAAUCCCUUAUUUUUUCUGACGGGGUUGUCUUGGCACAUGUGAUACGUGCUUUGGAGCACCGUCGCUGCGUGGAGCUCGAGUCAAUAGAGAUGCAUGCCAGGGCCGCUGCAGCAAAGCGACGUAACAUUAGGAAGUGUGUCUCAUUUUUGCAGACUGAGAAGCGUGCCCUGCUCAAUGUGCCGCUGCUAGACGAGAUACUUCUCUCCGGCGAUCGCCUUGGUGUGUUGUACGUUCUGCACUGCCUAAAGAAUACCUACCGCUUUGCUGUGCGAGUAUAG